GAAAAGGUCCAAUGAGUUCAAAACGUGACGAGGUUGCAGUCCAGUAUGGCGUGGAGGCAGUUUCCUAACUUGCUAAGGUUGAUGGAGAACUUAUUUACGACCAGAAGGUCAAGAACCUGAUACUCAAUGCACAAAUGCUCCAGUCCUCUCGUCAGACUUGCAAGUGAUGCAGAGCUCGGGUCUACUUUCACGAUCUCUCUCUCUCUAUACCCCAUGCAGGCAAUGUUAGCAUCAAAAUGAAGGAACUUUAAAUGUUUUUGUACUUCUUGCAUUUUCAUUGGGACCCAUCUAAAAUUCAAAGUUGGAUCUAAAUCUAUCUAUUGUGCAGUUUUAACUUUGCAGUCAUUGAUUGUUUUAUCAUGUCCCAUAGUGGGAAAGGUUUUAGUGGAGGGACGUAUCAAUGGAUCUGAAUCUGCAGUCUCUCUCACUCGGAAAAAAAAAGGAUUUUGGGGUUUAGAUCUACAUUAAUAUAGCCUUCGUUUACAGCAAUUUGGAGAGGAAACUAUGUUAUGGACAUGCUUAUUAACAGAAAAGGAGAUCCAGAGGGACAACUCUCUCUAAAAAAGCUUAGAGAGAUAAAACUACGUUGUUUACCGUUAUCGUGAUUCGAAGCACUUUAGCCAAGUUCAUCGAAGUCCAAAAAUUCUGAUGGCAAAUAUUGGGUUGAUUUAAAAAUGCAUUUCCCACCGACUUCUGUAUUGAAAUGAUAAUAAUAAUCCACACUUUCACAAGCGUCCAACGAGACGCACGUUCCAUCUGUCCAUUGCACAUCUUAAUCCCCAUCAGACAAAAAUUAUGUACGUGUAACAAAACACACUUCCCUAUUAAAUAACUCUUUCUGGGAAGACGUUUGUCCCCCGCCUCUCUCUCAGGAUUACUACUUAUAGUCGGUGUGCGAUGAAGCAGCUGAAAGAAGCCAUGGAAGAUGGUGUGACUGAAACAGUGAGUUUUCUGCAUCCUGAACAAGAAGAGGAAGACCAUCAUCAUCAAGACACAGCUCCUGGAUUACUGAACCAUAUCUUCUCUAACUUGGUUUCUAAAGGGGAAGCUUCUGAAGAGAAACAGGAAGAAGAAGAAGAAGGUAAGGGAGGUGGGAUUCUCAACAAUCUUAUCUCCCACUUGGUUACUCCUUCGAUUGAUCCAAAAGCCGGAGAAACAAGCCAAGGUGAUGAAGUUGAUGAUAAGAAGGGCAAAGAAGAAGAUGAGCUUGUAGUGAAGAUCGACGAAGAUAGUGGCGGAGGCGUCAUUGAUAAAAUAGUUUCCCACUUCCCAGAAGAUGUUGUUCCAACAGAUGAUGAGGCUUCUAUUCUGAUUCACUCCAUUGUCCAUGAUUAGAGGAGAAGGUGUUCUACUACUUAUGUGUAAUUAACUGUCAGGAUUUUUCAUUCUAUAGGGUAGAAGAUGCAAUGAUUGCAGGGAUGUAAUCAUGUACUUGUAACUCCACUGCAACUCAAUAUUGGUUUCAUUUUCAUGUUGAUUUUGUUUUGAAUAAAAUUGCUUUUUUUACCCAA
Molecule: messenger RNA, 1511 nt
Organism: Manihot esculenta (cassava)
Lineage: Eukaryota; Viridiplantae; Streptophyta; Magnoliopsida; Malpighiales; Euphorbiaceae
Exons: 2
Coding region: 898-1335 (145 amino acids)
Source: RefSeq, a predicted model, not a curated record